This is a messenger RNA of Entelurus aequoreus (snake pipefish), 701 nucleotides long. RefSeq names its product mediator complex subunit 29 (gene med29). The transcript is spliced from 4 exons. Gene Ontology annotation, biological process: regulation of transcription by RNA polymerase II. The coding region runs from base 27 to 545 and encodes 172 amino acids. Lineage: Eukaryota; Metazoa; Chordata; Actinopteri; Syngnathiformes; Syngnathidae. The record is from RefSeq and is a predicted model, not a curated record. Gene Ontology annotation, molecular function: transcription coregulator activity; transcription factor binding. Gene Ontology annotation, cellular component: mediator complex.
UCGUGUUUCCGGUUGUGUAGUCUAAGAUGGCUUCCCAGCAGCAUCAGCCGGUGGGCUCCAGCUGCCAGUCUGCGUCUUUACAACAACAGCAGCUCCAGUUGAGUCAACAGCAAGAUUUCGAUCCGGUUCACCGAUUUAAAAUGCUCAUUCCUCAGCUGAAAGAAAGCCUGCAGAACUUGAUGAAGAUUGCGUCCAUCAAUUUAUCUCACAACACAACAAUAGAUAACGGGGUUAAAAGUAGCGACGCCACUGUUCCGCGUUUUGACAAAAGCCUGGAGGAAUUUUAUGCUCUUUGCGACCAACUGGAGCUGUGUUUGCGGCUCGCGUACGAGUGCCUCUCCCAGAGCAUCGACAGCGCCAAGCAUUCCCCCAACUUGGUCCCGACUGCCACCAAACCGGACACGGUGCAGACCGAGUCCAUGUCUUACAGCCAGUACCUCGGCAUGAUCAAGUCUCAGAUCUCGUGUGCGAAGGACAUCCAUAACGCUCUGCUGGAGUGUUCCAAAAAGAUUGCGGGCAAAGGACAACCUCCGGGAAUCAUGUAGUCUGAGUCCGUUGUGAUCUUUUUGUGUGUGGGCAAGGAGCAAGCAUCCUUGUAAAUAGCCGUCAAAUACGACCAGUAGAUGGUGCCACUGGUGGGACAUUUACUAUUUCAUGUUUACUUUUGCAAUGGACUGUUAAUAAAACGUUGUUUGUACAAA